AUGAACUGGGCAUUUCUGCAGGGCCUCCUGAGUGGCGUGAACAAGUACUCCACAGCGCUGAGCCGCAUCUGGCUGUCUGUGGUGUUCAUCUUUCGCGUGCUGGUGUACGUGGUGGCAGCGGAGGAGGUGUGGGACGAUGAGCAGAAGGACUUUGUCUGCAACACCAAGCAGCCCGGCUGCCCCAACGUCUGCUAUGACGAGUUCUUCCCCGUGUCCCACGUGCGCCUCUGGGCCCUGCAGCUCAUCCUGGUCACGUGCCCCUCCCUGCUCGUGGUCAUGCACGUGGCCUACCGCGAGGAGCGCGAGCGCAAGCACCACCUGAAACACGGGCCCAAUGCGCCGUCCCUGUACGACAACCCGAGCAAGAAGCGGGGCGGGCUGUGGUGGACGUACUUGCUGAGCCUCAUCUUCAAGGCUGCCGUGGACGCGGGUUUCCUCUAUAUCUUCCACCGCCUCUACAAGGAUUAUGACAUGCCCCGCGUGGUGGCCUGCUCCGUGGAGCCUUGCCCCCACACUGUGGACUGUUACAUCUCCCGGCCCACAGAGAAGAAGGUCUUCACCUACUUCAUGGUGACCACAGCUGCCAUCUGCAUCCUGCUCAACCUCAGUGAAGUCUUCUACCUGGUGGGCAAGAGGUGCCUGGAGAUCUUCGGCCCCAGGCACCGGCGGUCUCGGCGCCGGGAACGCCUACCCGAUACGUGCCCACCAUAUGUCCUCUCCCAGGGGGGGCACCCUGAGGAUGGGAACUCUGUCCUAAUGAAGGCUGGGUCGGCCCCAGUGGAUGCAGGUGGGUAUCCAUAA
Messenger RNA from Nomascus leucogenys (northern white-cheeked gibbon), 801 nucleotides. RefSeq names its product gap junction protein beta 4 (gene GJB4). Gene Ontology annotation, molecular function: gap junction channel activity. Lineage: Eukaryota; Metazoa; Chordata; Mammalia; Primates; Hylobatidae. Gene Ontology annotation, biological process: cell communication. Gene Ontology annotation, cellular component: connexin complex. The record is from RefSeq and is a predicted model, not a curated record.